UCUAUGGAAUACACAUAAAAAGAGAGAUACCGAAGAUCAUGAAAGAAAUGAAAUAGACUACUGUAGCUACUGGAGGAGAUGUAAUUCCGUCUUGAUCUGUUUGGUGUAUGAAGUGAAAUACGUGAAUUAUAGCAUAAGUGUAAAACGUUAAUAAAGUUUAUGCAGUGGACAAAGUUCAAAAAUACUGUCUGGAACAGAUAAGCGACUAUGUAAUUUUAAAAAAAUGUCAGCAGUAUACUCGUAUACAAGUACGUUAUGUAUGAAGAAAGACCUGUACCUGAGAAGCAAAUCUUGUAAAUUGAUAUUAAUAUUCACUGUCUUUCAUGGUUAGUAAUGGGAAUUGUAGUGCACAAGCAGUUAUAAUGCAUUAUACUACAGGAAUAUAUGUACUUUUACAUGUUGCAUUGUUGCCUUCAAUUACUGGUGCUAGUGAUGAAAAUGGGGAUAAUUCAAAGGAGUCUUAUGUGAUCUGUGCAAGAUCAAUCGGAUCUAUUCAGCUUGUUAAAGAUGCAGAGAUUUCAGCACUUGAAUUAAAUUCUACAAACCUCACAAUUACCUGCAGGACAAACUACUGUUAUGCUUAUUGGGAGGAAGAUAUGACAGGAAACGUUGCUGAUUUAAGCCAAGGUUGUUGGAAAAGUUCAGGCAGACCUGCAGAUUGCGAACGUAAUGAGUGUUUAUCAGACAAAAGACCCCCAAAAGGAAAAAACAACACAAAAUUUUGCUGUUGCUCAGGCGAUUUAUGUAACGCGAACUUCACAAGCAUAGCUGUGCCCGAAGAGGAACGAAUUUUAACUUCGACCCCACCCAUUGAAGACGUCCCCAAGUUAAGCCUGAGUCCUUUAAUAUGGGUUGUAUCUGGUGUGUCGUUUGUAUUUUUUAUGAUAUGUUCCGGAACUUUAGCCUUUUUCUGCUGGCAUAUGAAACCUAAGAAAAAUGAUAUCGAAGUGGGACAACCACCUAUGCCAACCCCCGAAGAAUUUAAUUUAGAAAAGUUAAAACUUUGUGGAAUUAUAGGUCAAGGUCGUUAUGGUUGCGUAUAUCGCGGUAUGAUAGAAGACCAAGAAGUAGCAGUUAAAGUUUUUUUACCUCAUCAUCGCAACUAUUUCAUUAAUGAACAUGAAAUCUAUAAGUUAGUAGGUGAUAACGCGUCCCUUCUUAAAUGUUUUGGGGGUGGAGAACGGAACCAAACUCCUGGAGCACCCUCUGAUUAUGUUCUUAUAUUCAGCCUUGAACAGCAAUGUCUUCAGGAGUACUUAAAAAAUCACACCCUUGAUUUGGCUACAUUAUGCAAAAUGAGCUUGGGAAUUGCAAAAGGACUUGCUCAUUUGCAUUCUAACUACAAGAAACCUUGUAUCGCUCAUAGAGAUAUCAACACUAGAAAUGUAUUAGUCAAACACGAUCAGACUUGUGUAAUCUGCGAUUUGGGACUUGCUGUUGUUCCCAAAAAAACCGAAAAUCAUUCCCUAAGCGAAGCAGGUACUUUACGCUACAUGGCUCCGGAAGUUCUGGAAGGAGCGGUGAACCUGAGAGAUUGUGAGAGUGCAUUGAAACAGAUUGAUGUAUAUGCCCUUGGUUUAGUAUUAUGGGAAUUAGGCACGCGAUGUACCGAUAUGCAAGCAGCCGAGCCCCAGCCGUACGCUUUGCCUUUUUAUCGCGAAGUCGGAGAAAAUCCGUCACUCGAACAAAUGCAAACAUUGAUUAGUAGACACAAGGCACGUCCUUUGUGGCCUCCCUCAUGGAAAGAUACCGCAGCUGCAAGACUUUUCUGUGAAACAACAGAAGACUGUUGGGAUCAGGACGCUGAGGCUCGUUUGACCUCUCUUUGUGUAGAAGAGCGUCUUCUAGAACUUCCAACGCUUAAAGGACGCGUCUUGCACCCCAUGCACCCGCCUGCCAGCCCUACUCCUUUGAUUAACAACAACCACCUCCAUGAUAACACCAUGGACUCUUCCGUAGGAACCAUCGAAACCUUGUUAUCACCUACGGAAGAAAAUUGUAAAAAUUCGAAUCAAUUGGUUCCCUGUGUGGCUCCUUUACAACCCUUCCAAGGUCGUAAUCCAUGCCUGGAACGUAAUCUAUUACUGGGUUCUAGUGAUUGUCUUUUAGUCGAUAAAUCUUCAAAGCAUUGUAACAGUUCAGAGUCUCAGAAUCUUCUUACCAACGAUUUCCUCAAUUUCCACCUUAACCACCGAGCAACUCCGAUUCCCUAUGUUCAAAACGCCGUACACGGGAGCCCUAAGCGAUACAAUUGUGCCGUAAACGUGGCCCCAAAAGCUUCAAGGUUUAAAUGGAACGGAUUUAAAAAUCUUUUCAAUAACAGAAAGAAGUGCAACAAUUAUUGUUCUACUUCUUCGGAAUGUAAAGAAACCAAAGUUCAAAUGGCUCCUGCAAAAUUAGUCAAUGGUAAUUUUGGACAGAAUGAAGUCACCACUAUGUUACUAAACGAAAAUGAAACGAAGGACUGCAAACGUCCUAGUAGUUUGUCUUUAAAAAAGAGGAACUGUGAGGAUGAAAAAAAUAAUUGUAAUAAUACUGCAGGAGUUGCACAAUUACUCAAAAAAGACAAGUCUCUCAGGUUACAGAGAUCGCUGGAGCAGUUCAGUGAAGUUUUUUCUUCCUCCAGCGAUUUAUCGAAACUCAAGGACCCUUCAGUUAGAGUAAAGACUCCAGGCGACGUGCCUCCUUCCGUGAGAAGGACCAGGGGAAAAGCGGCCAAUGAUUCCGCCCGGUUUUCUUUAUAUGACGAUAGAAUUAUGACACAAGGUCAGUGGGGUAGCACACCUACUUUAAAUCCCCAGCAACAGGAAACUCAACGGUCUAACAGUAAUCUGCAGGACAGAGACAGUAUCAGUAGCUUUUAAAGUUUUACAUUUAAUUCGCUAUUUUUUUUUUAUUAUUUAUUACUCGAAUUUUUAUUUCGAUAUAAAUGAACAUUUGUUGUCACUUUUUGGCAACAAAAUUAUUAUAAAUAUUAAUUUUGUAGA
Messenger RNA from Agrilus planipennis (emerald ash borer), 2987 nucleotides. RefSeq names its product bone morphogenetic protein receptor type-2 (gene wit). Gene Ontology annotation, molecular function: transforming growth factor beta receptor activity; ATP binding. Bases 324 to 2864 code for a protein of 846 amino acids. Gene Ontology annotation, cellular component: plasma membrane; signaling receptor complex. Gene Ontology annotation, biological process: cellular response to growth factor stimulus; BMP signaling pathway; protein phosphorylation. The record is from RefSeq and is a predicted model, not a curated record. Lineage: Eukaryota; Metazoa; Arthropoda; Insecta; Coleoptera; Buprestidae. The transcript is spliced from 6 exons.